UUAUAUUUAUUAAAUGUCGCAUGCUUCCUCUGUAAGGUUUUAUUUUUCAUUUUAUUUCUCUUCACGUCCAUAGCCGGAAAACGCGUCGGAGUCUCCACGUAAUACCGGUGGACUUAAAUCUUCAUCUCCGUUCCGGUGACCGGAUCGGAUUGAAUAAUCGGAUUCUCCUCCCAAUUUCUCCGUUUAAAAAGGCCUCUAAAUAAUUUGCAAAAUUGUUUCUUUUCAUUUCGGAGAAAUUUGUAUCAUUUUUUUUUUUGUUUAUUUGGUUUUUUCUGAAGAAUAAUGGACGAUUGUAUUAGCAGCGAUGAGGAUUACUAUUAUUCCGAUCGGGACUCGCUGGACGGGCUGGAGAACGAUGAGUCUGAUCCUCAGUGGGUCCCUACUAAGGGCCCAACGACCAAGGUGAUUACGAAAGAAUCUCUUUUGGCCGCACAGAGAGAGGAUUUACGUCGGGUGAUGGAGUUGCUAUCCCUGAGAGAGCACCAUGCCCGGACUUUACUUAUUCAUUAUCGCUGGGAUGUUGAGCGGCUGAUUGCAGUUUUAGUAGAAAGGGGAAAAUGUUGCUUGUUUAUGGAAGCAGGUGUCUCUGUGGUUGAGCAUCAAGAUCUUGAUUCACCAUUGCCUCCUACUAUCAUGUGUGAUAUUUGUAUGGAGGAUGUACCUAGUGGUGAGACGACAAAGAUGGACUGUGGACAUUGUUUUUGCAACGUCUGUUGGACUGAGCAUUUUGUUGUUAAGAUAAAUGAUGGUCAAAGCAAGCGCAUUAAGUGCAUGGCACACAAAUGCAACGCAAUAUGUGAUGAAGCUGUUGUUAGAAACCUAGUCAGUAAAAGGCAUCCUGAACUGGCAGAAAAAUUUGACCGUUUUCUUCUAGAGUCGUACAUAGAGGAUAAUAAAAGGGUUAAAUGGUGCCCAAGUACCCCUCAUUGCGGAAAUGCAAUCCGGGUUGAGGAUGAUGAGUUUUGUGAGGUAGAAUGCUCAUGCAGUUUGCAAUUUUGUUUCGGUUGCUUAUCAGAAGCACACUCGCCCUGUUCAUGUUUGAUGUGGGAGCUUUGGACCAAAAAGUGUCGAGAUGAAUCAGAGACUGUCAAUUGGAUAACAGUCCACACAAAGCCUUGUCCAAAGUGUCUCAAACCUGUAGAAAAGAAUGGUGGCUGCAAUCUUGUGAGCUGUAUCUGUGGGCAAUCAUUUUGUUGGCUCUGUGGUGGAGCCACCGGUCGCGACCAUACUUGGUCAAGUAUUGCAGGUCACAGCUGCGGUCGCUACAAAGCAGACCGAGAGAAGAAAUCUGAGCGGGCAAAAAAGGAUCUUUAUCGUUAUAUGCACUAUCACAAUCGUUACAAAGCUCAUACAGACUCCUUUAAGCUUGAAAGUAAACUAAAGGAGAUUAUACAAGAGAAAGUUGCAAUUUCCGAAGAGAGAGAUUCGAAGCUCAGAGAUUUCAGUUGGGUAAAUAAUGGACUCUACAGGCUUUUCAGAUCAAGGCGGGUUCUUUCGUACUCAUACCCAUUUGCUUUUUAUAUGUUUGGAGAUGAGCUUUUUAAGGAUGAGAUGAGCACAGAGGAAAUGGAAAUAAAACAGCAUUUAUUUGAGGACCAGCAGCAACAGCUUGAGGCAAAUGUUGAGAAAUUAUCUAAGUUUUUGGAGGCACCAUUUGAUCAAUAUAAUGAGGAUAGAGUUAUGGAGAUAAGGAUGCAAGUCAUCAACCUAUCAGCAAUCACGGAUACCCUUUGUCAGAAAAUGUAUGAGUGUAUCGAGAAUGAUUUAUUGGGUUCUCUACAAGUUGGCAUCCACAGUAUAGCUCCUUACAGGUCAAAAGGCAUUGAGAGGGCAUUAGAACUUACAGCUUGCUGGGGCAAUACAGCCAAUGAUUUGAACAAAAAUCUACCAUUGGAUUGUGGCGCAAGUGGAGGAACAACUGAACCGGGCUCUGGGAGUUCAGAUGAGAGUGGAUGCUCUUCUCGAAAACGUGCUAGGAAGGAUGGUGUUGGGGGUAACUUUUUUGAUUUAAACUUGCCAGCAGAUGUGGUGGACAGAACUGAUCUUUGAAAGUUGCAGGCUUCAUACAGAAAUAGUUGUACAGUAUAGUUUUAAGAUCCAUCUUUCCUUUGAUGGUAUUAUUAAUUGUGGAUUAAACACCCAAACGGUUUAAAUAUCCACAUUCAUGGUAUUUUUGUUUUCCAUCUUUAUCUCUUGUUGAGAUGCUACAACAAGAAAUUCAGGGUUCGUUUUUUAGAUCUUCUCUCAUUUUUUCUUUUGAAAAUCCUUAGAUUGUACAUAGCCUAUGAUUGGGCUUUUGGGGUACUAGAUAUGUAAAGUUUCCUCCAGCAAUCUGAGAAACCUCGAAAUAAUAUUUUGAGAUGCA
Messenger RNA from Ziziphus jujuba (common jujube), 2365 nucleotides. Its product is annotated as probable E3 ubiquitin-protein ligase ARI2. Gene Ontology annotation, cellular component: cytoplasm; ubiquitin ligase complex. Gene Ontology annotation, biological process: protein polyubiquitination; positive regulation of proteasomal ubiquitin-dependent protein catabolic process; ubiquitin-dependent protein catabolic process. Gene Ontology annotation, molecular function: zinc ion binding; ubiquitin protein ligase activity; ubiquitin conjugating enzyme binding. The coding region runs from base 283 to 2049 and encodes 588 amino acids. The transcript has 7 exons. Lineage: Eukaryota; Viridiplantae; Streptophyta; Magnoliopsida; Rosales; Rhamnaceae. The record is from RefSeq and is a predicted model, not a curated record.